AUGUCCCCCCCAGCAUCAGCAGCGACGACCACCGAAAACAGCACCACCACCGUGUUCGAAGAGGACACCAGAGAAGAGCAAAAGCCCCUCAAACAGUCUCUGAGCAAGUCCUUGUGCAGAGAGAGUUUUUGGAAAUGCUUGAUUCUGUCCAUCCUCAUGUACGGCUGUAUGGGAGCCAUGGUGUGGUGUCAUGUGACCAAGGUGACCCGGCUCACCUUUGACAGUGCGUUCAAAGGAAAGUCUAUGAUGUACCAUGACAGCCCCUGCUCCGAUGGCUACAUCUACAUCCCUCUGGCUCUCCUGGGCAUGCUCUACCUGGUGUACCUGGUGGAGUGCUGGCACUGCCAUGUGAAAAAUGAACUUCAGCACAAAGUGGAUGUGGAGGGCAUCUAUGAACGCAUACAGAGAAUGCAGCAGGCCAAACCCUGUAUUUGGUGGAAGGCCAUAAGCUAUCACUACGUCCGACGGACUCGUCAAGUCACACGCUAUCGCAAUGGAGAUGCAUACACCAGCACCCAGGUGUACCAUGAACGUGUAAACACCCACGUGGCAGAGGCUGAGUUUGACUACAAUCACUGUGGUGUUAAAGAUGUUUCAAAACAGCUGGUGGGCCUAGAAAAGUCUGCUCUGACAAAGAUGCGUUUUACUAAGUGCUUUAGCUUUGCCAAUGUAGAAUCAGAGAACUCAUACCUUACACAGAGAGCAAGGUUUUUUACAGACAAUGAAGGGCUGGAUGACUACAUGGAGGCACGGGAGGGCAUGCACCUCAAGAACAUUGACCUGAAGGAGUAUGUACUAGUGUUAUCAGACCCAGAGCACCACCCCUGGUAUCUGUCCCAGUAUGUCUUCUGGUUUGCCUCUUUCCUCACCUUCUCAUGGCCCCUCAGAGUGUUCACUGAAUACCGCACUGCUUAUGUGCACUAUCGAGUGGAGAAGCUGUUUGGUCAUGACUAUGUCCCUGUGACCCCCUGUGAUGAGCGGCCAUACUGGCGCCGCAUCCCUCGCGUUAACACUAUAGAUAGCACUGAGCUGGAGUGGCACAUCCGGUCCAACCAGCAGCUGGUGCCAAGUUACUCUGAGGCUGGCCUCAUGGACUUGGCCACGUGCCCCUCCAGCUUCAGUGGGAUUCGUCAGAACUGUGAGCGCUGCCACAGAGCCAUCAGCUGCUCCUCAGUGUUCUCCAGGAGCGCCCUCAGCAUCUGCACUGGGGCCAGCUCCAGGAUCCCCUUCAGCAGCAGUCGCUUCUCUCUGGCCCGACGCUAUGGCUCCCAGCGCAGCUGCUUCUGGAGAAGCGGCAGCCUGGAUGACCCGGAGAGCCCCAGUGAGAACACACGCUGCCUGUCCGAGCGCCACGCCACAGACGAUGAAGAGCCGCCCGAAUAUGAGGACGCACUGUGUUACCCUGUGCUCAUUGUACACUGCAGUGAAAACUGCCACAGCCACAGGUCCUUCCAUAGAAACGGCUCCUGUGUAGAGACCUCUCUAUGA
This is a messenger RNA of Boleophthalmus pectinirostris (great blue-spotted mudskipper), 1488 nucleotides long. RefSeq names its product transmembrane protein 151B-like. Bases 1 to 1488 code for a protein of 495 amino acids. Lineage: Eukaryota; Metazoa; Chordata; Actinopteri; Gobiiformes; Gobiidae. The transcript has 2 exons. The record is from RefSeq and is a predicted model, not a curated record.